CAGACGCAGCGCAGUGGGCGUAGAAUCCAACGUUUCUCCGAGUUCAUACAUGACUUCCCGAUUAUCCGCACCCAACUUGGGCUACUUCAGUUUGUGAUACCUCCUGCCACGGUGAGCCGACAGAGAUGACGGAAAGCUCCGCCAACAAGCUGCUCAACGGAGACGCCUGUCGUCGGACGUCGACUGGGCAAAAAGCGAGCAAAAAUGGCUUCGUGAAGAACCACUGCCUGUUUCAGCAGCCGCACAAGUAUCGUCGCACCGGGGAGAAGAACCAACAUGGCACACACAACUCGAGCCUAUACAAGAGGCCCUUUGUAGAAUCAUUUGAGCAGACUCCUCUACUGGUGGCUGUGCUUACCUACGUGGGCUACGGCAUCCUCACCAUCUUCGGCUACCUCCGGGACUUUCUCCGCCACUGGAACAUCGGGAAAUGCACCAUGGCCCGAGAGCGAGAAGAGCAGAAGGACUUUGUCCCGCUCUAUCAAGACUUUGAGAACUUUUACACCAGAAACUUGUACAUGAGGAUCCGAGACAACUGGAACAGACCCAUCUGUAGUGUACCUGGGGCAAAGAUGGACCUGAUGGAGCGAGUUUCCCCUGAUUACAACUGGACCUUCCAGCACACGGGCAAAGUGGUGAAGGAUGUCAUCAACAUGGGCUCGUACAAUUACCUCGGCUUUGCCGAGAACACCGGGGCUUGUGCUGACGCUGCUGUUGAGGUCACGCAAAAGUAUGGCGUUGGGGUGGGCAGCACUCGCUAUGAAUUAGGGAACCUUGACAUCCAUGAGGAGCUGGAGCAGUUGAUUGCCAGGUUCCUUGGUGUUGAGUCAGCUAUGGCGUUCGGUAUGGGCUUCGCUACUAAUUCCAUGAACAUUCCUGCUCUUACAGGGAAGGGGUGUCUCAUCUUAAGUGACGAGCUGAAUCAUGCAUCACUUGUGCUGGGAGCCCGUCUAUCGGGGUCAACAAUUCGGGUCUUCAAACAUAACAACAUGCAAAGCCUGGAGAAACUCCUGCGAGACGCCAUCGUACAUGGACAGCCAAGGACACAUCGGCCCUGGAGAAAAAUUCUCAUUGUGGUAGAGGGCAUUUACAGUAUGGAGGGUUCCGUUGUGCGUCUGCCAGAGGUCAUCGCCCUGAAGAAGCGAUACAAGGCAUACGUGUACCUGGAUGAGGCCCACAGUAUUGGGGCCUUGGGGCCCAACGGCAGAGGAGUGGUGGACUACUUUGGCCUCAGUCCCACAGAUGUUGACGUCAUGAUGGGAACGUUCACAAAAAGCUUUGGCAGUGCUGGGGGUUACAUCGGAGGCAAAAAGGAGCUGAUCGACUACCUCCGACAACACUCACACAGCGCCCUGUAUGCCACCUCUAUGCCUCCACCGGUGGCCCAACAAAUCAUCACCUCAAUGAAAAUCAUCAUGGGAGAGGAUGGGACCACACUGGGUGCAGACCGCCUCCGGCAGCUGUCCGAGAACACAAGCUACUUCCGCAGGAAACUUCGUGAGAUGGGCGUCAUCAUCUACGGCAACAGCGACUCACCUGUCGUACCCGUGAUGCUCUACAUGCCUGCCAAAAUUGGGGCGUUUGGCCGAGAGAUGUUAAGCCGGAACAUCGGCACAGUGGUCGUUGGCUUCCCGGCAACUACAAUCAUCGAAUCACGAGCACGUUUUUGCAUUUCGGCUGCUCACACAAGAGAAAUGCUCGACACAGUAUUGGAGGCCAUGAAUGAAGUGGGCGACCUGCUGCAGCUGAAGUACUCCAGACUUGGACUGUCGCCUCCUCCCAUCAGGUGGACAUCUGAGGAAAGCCAGCUUCAGGACUGAGACACACACACACACACACACACACGUGCCCAUAUACACACACAAUCUGAUAAAUGCCCUCUUGGCCUUCCAGUUUUAGUUAUGCACCACUUUGUCAUACGUCUUCUCACCACACUUCAAACCUCACGGGACUCACAAAAGUUUAUACAGUGGAUUCAAAAAAAAAAGUCUACACACCUGUGUUUAAAUGCCAGGAACUGACACCAAAAUAAAUACUAACAAAGCCUUUUCCACCAUUAAUGUGACCGAUAACUAAAAAAAUACAUUUUCCGACAUGCAUUUGGGAGAUUUCAAGUGUUUAUUUGUUUGUUGUUUACUUUGCAAGAUCUGGCAUUCCAGCUACCGCAUAGACCAGAAAUAUGAAGAAGAGGGGACAUUGUUGUCAUAUGUACUAAAUAACCAAUACUUGCAAGGAAUUCCUGUCGCUACUUUAAUGAUGCUAGCAGCCUUCCUGACCAAUUUUCUUCUCGUCUUUUCAUCAAUUUUGGAUAGGCCUCCAGUUCUUGGUAUUUCCUCAUUUUGAUGAUGACUGUCUUUGCUGUGUUCCAUAUUAUAUUUAAUGCCUUGAAAAUUCUUUUGUGCCCUACUCCUGACUGAUGCCGCUGAACAAUGUGACACCUUUGCUGCUGCGGAAGCCCUCUUCGGACCAUGGCUUGUGCUGUAAGGUUUGACUUGAAAAAUGUCAGGAAAAGCCUACUUGAACAUCUGAACUUUGAAGUUCAUGAGAGGCACUAUACACAGUUGCAGGUGCAUAUAUAUAUAUAUAUUUUGGGGGGGGGGCUUCCCCUCUCUAAAAGGUUCCAUUUUUUUAAUUGAGUUGUGCAGGUUCUUGGUAUCGUUGUUUUUGUUGUUGUUUUUUUCAAUCACAACAAAAAAACCUGGCAUUUGAACAGGGGUGUGUAGACCUUUUAUAUCCACUGUAUCUUCAGAGUCCUGAAAUUUUUUUAAAUCUUUCAACCUGCUCGCCAAUAGGAGAAGACCAACAUCAUGUAUAUAAUUUUCUGUCUAUUGAACGUUUUGACCUUUUCACUUGCUACCUUCUGACUGCAUCAAGACAUUAGGUUUUAUUCCCUUGAGCAAAUUGAAUGUGUGUUAUUUGGGCAAUAGUAACCACAAUGGAUUUUUUUGCAAUUAAAAAAACAAACAAAAAACCUAGAGCAAAAUAUGCCAUUGGACGUUACUUGUGCACUUAUAAAAAAAAAAAAAAGUCUUAAAUAACAUCGUAGCAGUUGCUAUGAUAAACACAAUAGCAAAGUGUGAUGUAUGUAAAUAAUAUUUUUCACAAAGUCAGUCUUGCUGCCUUAGGUAGCAUCCCAAACCUCUAACAGAGAUAUCACAGGAGUAACAUAAGCGUGUUCUCCAUAUGUAAAAUAUAUAUAUAUAUAUAUAUAUAUAUAUAUAUAUAUAUCCACACAUGCCUCACUUGAACAAAGUGUAGAAUAUUAGUUUCCCUCCCUGACCAAAGCAAACAUAUAUAUAAAGAUAUAUAUUUUCUACCCGUCUCUUCAAAUCUAUAGCAAAUGCUCCAAAAGAAAAUCAUUACUAGGGGGAAAAAGAUCCCAGGAAGAAUACAGAAUAUUUUUUACUGCUUCUUUUCUAGAGCUAUUUCGCAGCCUUAUUUACUGUUUACACUUGCUCUCAGAAAUGUGAGUCCAUUGUUUUGUUCUCUUCCCCCCCCCCCCCCCCCCCCCCUAUUUGUUGUGCUUUAAAUUUGACAGUUACAUGUACAUUUGAACUGUAUGUAUGACGAUGCUGCCCUCAAGCUUAUCUGAUGUACAGCUUUAUUUAUUUCAAAACAAUUGUCCUGUCUUUCACCUGUCUGUUGUUGUUUUGUGUGUGCGUGUGAGAAAUGUAACUGUUAUCUAAAAGGCAGCUUCACAUGUAUCCCCAAGGGUGUGCAUAUUUUAAAUAAUGGUUUAAAGUUUUACUUCAGUGCUAGCACUACUGACAGGCAUUGUAAAUGCGCAGAUGAUGUAGUCACUGAAAUAUGCAGCAGUUCUGCGUCAUGUGUCAGAUGUGUUCUUGAUUUUCCUUAACCGUGAUUGUUUUUGAGAAUGGCAUUCCAAUUCGAUCCGCCUUCACUGCACUGUCAAAAGUUGUCUCUGUCGCGUCACACUUUGUAUGCGUAGGGUCAUCCCGAAAUAUAUAUAUAUAUGCAUGUGUUUUAUAAAGUCCGUUUUUUUUUCAAAUUAUUAUUUAUUGAUGGGAAUUGACGUCCAGUAAAGCCAGUGUGAGCAUUGUCACAUCCGUCAUGCUGAUCACAGACAGGUUUAGACCUAUUUUUGUAGCACAUCCAUGCACCAUGUGUUUUCUCUUUUUUUUUGUUAACUACAAGAACUGGAAAACUCGUGUUGUAUAGCAGUCAUUGUAAUAUUUGUCACAGAAAAUGGCAUGGAUAACCGCACCAUUUCCAUCAACCCUUGCUUCUAUGGUGUCACUGUAACCUGCUUAUUGCUGCAGUUGUGAAUUGUGCUCCAACAUACUGUACGUUUGAAAAAUGUCCCUGUGGCCAGCAGAACUGCAGAAUAUUUAGGUUGUGGAGGAAAAUGCAUUUGCAAACAGCAACAUGUCUGUUCCUCAGAGCCAAGUUUCCUCAGUCAAAUACAGAAACCACCUCUUCAAUAUGUUUUACAGCAAGCCCACAUGUGAACUGACCUAUAGAGAUUUAUGUGACUUUCCUUAUCUGUUACUUAUCUCAAUGAAAUUGUAUUUGAUUUGAAUUUUUAAGUAUUCUAAGCAGAUUGUAAAGCCAUGUUUGUUGAUCAUGCUGUUCUAAACAGAUUAAAUCACUUUCUUUGUAUCAA
Molecule: messenger RNA, 4624 nt
Organism: Phyllopteryx taeniolatus (common seadragon)
Lineage: Eukaryota; Metazoa; Chordata; Actinopteri; Syngnathiformes; Syngnathidae
Gene: sptlc2b
Product: serine palmitoyltransferase, long chain base subunit 2b
Exons: 12
Coding region: 126-1820 (564 amino acids)
Biological process (GO): sphingosine biosynthetic process; ceramide biosynthetic process
Cellular component (GO): serine palmitoyltransferase complex
Molecular function (GO): serine C-palmitoyltransferase activity; pyridoxal phosphate binding
Source: RefSeq, a predicted model, not a curated record